CCCUAAGACAAAAACAGGAAGAAAUCGUGAUUGCUUACUGUGACGGACGCAGCAUACCGGUAUCGAAAGGCGUGCUGUAAGAGCACAGCCAUAAGUUGUCGCUAUAUUAUUUGACCGCUGUGAGCAGCCGGUACAAAACCACACCUUUUGCUUUAGAUUCUGUUGGCAGAGAGUUAAACUUGCUAGUAAACAUGGCUUCAGCCGACGGAAUAGUCGGCCCGAAGCAAAUGGGCGGCAACGAGCCGCAACUCUCUAUGGCUCCUUGUGCCGCAGCCACAUCAUCAACGCGGCCACGUUCUGCCACGAAAUCCUUGCCGCGUUUUGACCCAGGCGUCAUGGAAACAUACCUGGACGACAUGCGCGACAUGAGAGCCCGCGUGAACGAGCUGUUCCGCCAGCACCCGGAGUUGCUUCCUAAUGUAGAGGAAGGCCUGUCUAAAGAGGAGCACCGUGACCUCGUCCGCCGCGCCCUCAAGGUCAUCCUACAGGCCGGCUACAGUCCUCUCGAGAUGCUGGCUCGCGACCCUCGCAAGUACUUCUACCUCGGAGAGUGCCUCUCCAUGGUCGACCUCUCGCUCAUGGUAAAGAGCGGCGUGCAGUACAGUCUGUGGGGCGGGUCGGUGCUCAACCUGGGCAGCGAGGCGCACCGCCGCCGCUACUUUGACGACAUUGCGCAGUUCCGCCUGCCGGGCUGCUUCGCCAUGACGGAGCUCAAGCACGGCAGCAACGUGGCGGCUCUGCAGACGGAGGCGGUGCUUGACGUGCUGAGUGACGAGUGGGUGGUGCACACGCCGGAGGAGGGGGCCAUCAAGUGGUGGAUUGGCAACGCGGCGGAGGACGGGCGCGCGGCUACCGUGUUUGCCAGGCUCAAGGUCCCGGACCCCAACGGAGGCUCCAAGCUGGUAGACCACGGUGUGCACGCCUUUGUGGUGCCGCUGCGCGACCCCAACGGCAACCUGCUGCGAGGCGUGGAGAUCAGGGACUGUGGGUACAAGGUGGGUCUCAACGGUGUUGACAACGGCGCCAUUCGCUUCACGCACGUGCGCAUCCCGCGAGUGAACCUGCUGGACCGCUUCGCCUCGGUGGACAAGAGCGGCCGAUACAGCAGCCCGCUCACCAGUCAGGCCAGGAGGUUUGCUGCCACGCUGGGUGAGCUGACGGGCGGCCGGGUGGGGCUGACGGCGGGCAGCGUGGGCGUGCUCAAGGGUGCUGUCACCAUUGCGGUGCGCUACGCCGCCCUGCGCCAGCAGUUUGGUCCGCCCGACUGUCCCGAGGUCGCCAUCCUGGACUACCAGUCCACGCAGCUGCGGCUGAUGCCGCUGCUGGCCACCUGCUACGGACUGCACUUUGCGCGGGGGCUGCUGGUGGAUAAGUAUGUGGACAUGAAGCGCACGAGGGAGCCCAAGCUGGUGGAGGAGGUUCACGCUCUGUCUGCCGGCCUGAAGGCCUACACCACCGGCUACACCCAGUCGGCGCUGUCCACCUGCCGCGAGGCGUGCGGCGGCCACGGGUACGCGGCGGUGAACCGGCUGGGGGCGCUGCGCUCCGACCACGACAUCUUCCAGACCUUUGAGGGCGACAACACGGUGCUGCUGCAGCAGGUGUCCGCCAUGCUCCUGAAGGAGUACCGCCAGCAGUUCUCGGGCGCCCCGCUGACCGCCAGCUACCACUACCUGCGCUCGGCGCUGCUGGGCGCGCUGCCCAACAACCCGCUGGUGACGCACGACACGGAGCCGCGGCACCUGCGCGACCCCGCAUUCCUGGCCAAGGCGCUCGAGUACAGGACUGCCCGCAUGCUGUUCACGCUGUCGCUGCGGCUGCGCAAGCACGGCCCCAAGCUGGGCUCCUUCCACGCCUGGAACAAGUGCCUGGACCACGUGCUCAGCCUGGCUCGGGCGUACGUGGAGAGCGUCAUCUACAAGACGUUCCUUCGCGCGGUUGCCGGCUGCGUGGACCCCGAGUGCCGCCGCUCGCUGAAGGCCAUGUCGGACCUGUUUGCGCUGCGGCUCAUCGAGGGGGACAUGAUGUUCAGAAACGACGAGUACAUCGCGCCCGCCAAGGCCAAGGCCAUCAGCCGUCUGGUGGUGGCGCUGUGCUCGGAGCUGCGCGGGCAGGCGCUGAACCUGGUGGACGCGUUCGCCAUCCCCGACCACAUCCUGCGCGCCCCCAUCGGGCUGGGCGGCAACGGCGGCGCGGGGCCGCAGCCCGACAUCUACCGCGAGUACCUGGCGGCUGCGGGCUUCGAGGUGUGAGCAGCAGCGCAGGGGCAGGGGUGACGGGGCGGAGGCGGGGGUCCAGGAGAGAUUAUGGUGCCGGGUUUGGGGCUUUACCUAGCUAGGUAGGGAUGCCGGCAAGGAGGUAAUUGAUAGCCGGUGGCGGUCUGUGAUGGAGGAGUGGUGGUGGGGGGGCGGAUUUGCUUGGUGGAGCCGCAAAUGGGCGGAGUGGUGGGUGGAGUAGUCCAGUGGCGGUGUGAAAGAUGCGUUGCGAAAGAUACGAGGAAGGGGCGUGUGCUUGACUGUAAGCGUGGAUGUAACUUAUCCCCGAAAGGCGCUGUUGUACAGUAGUAGCAGUAGUCGUGUGUCGUUGCUGCAAGUGGCGUAUGAAUGCGGAUUGUUUAGUACGCUUUUGUAUUUGUAGAAACGUCUGGUUGGAUGUACGGCCGUGUGUUGAUACUGGGUCGUAAUGCUGUGUCGUAGCUCCCGUCGUACGCCUUAAGUCUUGCAGUGCCCGCAAACCCCUGGGGAAAGCUAACAUGGAGGUUCUGGCCUUCUUGAGCACCUGAUACAUCCAGGACUUCAUAAUCUGCCGCAACUUGCUUGCGAGGCAAUGUGAGGAAGGACUGUUCGGACCCGCGUUUGUGCCAUAUCUUCGGUUGUGCUGUUUGAAUCUCCCGUUCGGAUUGUGCUUGUGCGCUCGUUCUGUAGUAUGCCGCGUGCUCACGUGUCGAUUUCGGUGCACAUUCUUUGGCUCUAGUUAUCGUUGAUGCCUUGCUACGAUUGAACAAGGCAACACGAGUCUUGUUCAACGUUUUACGAUUCUGCUUGCCAUCCUCCUUCACACUCGCCAAGUAGGUCGGCUCCCUCGGUGUUCGGAGCGGUCAACAGUUGCGCUUUUGAGGGCUUGUCUGUUCGCGCAAAUGUGGUAGAUGACGUCCAUUCAACGCGAUUCUAUCUGCAUGUGCAGCUGCUGGUAGCGCAUCUUAGUGAAGUUUGUGGAUUUCGCUUCGUGGGGCCUCCCGUUAUCUUAGGGUUGCAGACCCAUACAAUCGUGUCGUACAGCGUACGAUGGACGACAGCACAUGCAGACCGACCCAGCCAUGGUUCUGCUUCGGUGUGAAGGAGGCGUAGAAAGAGACCAUCUCGAAUUAGCAACUCGCAUUGCUGACCUUUGCUUGCAGUGUAAGCAACGGUUGCACCGGC
Molecule: messenger RNA, 3419 nt
Organism: Astrephomene gubernaculifera
Lineage: Eukaryota; Viridiplantae; Chlorophyta; Chlorophyceae; Chlamydomonadales; Astrephomenaceae
Source: the annotation of a GenBank genome assembly